Branchiostoma floridae (Florida lancelet) is the source of this 1463-nucleotide messenger RNA. Its product is annotated as gamma-aminobutyric acid receptor subunit beta-3-like. The coding region runs from base 51 to 1463 and encodes 470 amino acids. NCBI's taxonomy places the organism in Eukaryota, Metazoa, Chordata, Leptocardii, Amphioxiformes, Branchiostomatidae. The record is from RefSeq and is a predicted model, not a curated record. Gene Ontology annotation, molecular function: extracellular ligand-gated monoatomic ion channel activity; neurotransmitter receptor activity; GABA-A receptor activity. Gene Ontology annotation, cellular component: neuron projection; membrane; synapse. The transcript is spliced from 9 exons. Gene Ontology annotation, biological process: chemical synaptic transmission; monoatomic ion transmembrane transport; nervous system process.
UCCCCUGCAGUUCUGCUCAGGACAGACAGACCGAAGGGCAGACAGACACUAUGGAGAACCUGCUGCAGAGGCGAGGCUACGAUCGCUUCCUCCGGCCCAACUUCGGCAGAGAACCCGUGCACGUGAACCUGAGUCUCACCGUGGCCAGUAUUGACCUCAUCUCGGAAGUGAACAUGGACUACACGAUCACCAUCUUCCUGCGGCAGUACUGGCAGGACGGCCGGAUGUCGUUCGAGGGGACGAACCUGACGACGCUGAGUCUGGACGGGCGGCUGGCGGAGAACCUGUGGCUGCCCGACACCUUCAUCUCCAACAGCAAGGAGUCGUUCCUGCACAAGGUCACGGUGGACAACAGGCUCAUCCAGCUCUACCCCAACGGCACCAUACUCUACGGCAUCAGAAUAACCACCAAGGCGGAGUGUUACAUGGACCUGAAGAAGUAUCCAAUGGACUCGCAGAACUGUUCGCUGGAAUUUGAAAGUUACGGUUACAGGACAGACGACAUCAUUUUCCACUGGAAGGCGGGAAACAGCUCCGUGCACGGGCUGGACACGCUGAAGCUGCAGCAGUUCAUAGUCGGGGGUUAUUACGCACAUGACGGGCUGCUCAGGGACCACGAGUCAGGAGUGUAUUCCCGAAUCAAGCUGAGCUUUAUCCUGCACCGCCAGGCGUUCUACUUCAUCUUCCAGACGUACAUCCCGUCCAUCCUGCUGGUGGUGCUGUCAUGGGUCUCCUUCUGGAUCAACCCGGAGGCGGUUCCUGCCAGAGUGGCGCUCGGCAUCACCACCGUGCUGACGAUGACCACCCUGAUGAGCGGCGCGCAGGCGCAGAUGCCUAAGAUCUCGUACAUCAAGGCCAUCGACGUGUACCUGGUGAUGUGUUUCCUCUUCACGUUCUUCGCGCUGGUGGAGUACGCAGCCGUCAACUUCGUGUCCUCCAAGAUGGCGCUCAAGCGGAAGAAGCAGGAGAACAAAGACGUGGAGAAGCUCGAGUGCGACUGCGAGGAGUGUAACACCUCUCAACAAGGAAUCAGCCUGAAGAGACUGUCGUCUACCCGCUGCAGAUUGGACCGGGGCACCUCCUUCCAGAACAACCUCGUGUCGUCCACGUCAUUCUGCAGCGCCUCCACGUCCUUCGAUAGGAACUGCAGCGCCAAGACCUUCCAGGUGGACAUCGACGAGACCUCCCCACUCAACGGGCCCAGAGGAGAAUCCAACGCCACGUCUCCUAGCAACGAGACGAAGCCCAGCAACUCUCGCGAGAUUCUGGAGGCAAGCGACGACUACGUCACCUCGAGCGAGGAGAACCGACCAACCAGAAUCCAGAGGUGCCUGUCACGUGGUCUGAGCUACAGGAUGCCCAGGCUGAAAGAUGCCAUCAUCAUCGACCAGUACGCUCGGUUCGGCUUUCCUUUCACCUUUGCCGCGCUGAACAUUGUGUACUUCACAUACUACUCGUACUAA